This is a messenger RNA of Scleropages formosus (Asian bonytongue), 4902 nucleotides long. RefSeq names its product dynamin-1-like protein. Bases 886 to 2949 code for a protein of 687 amino acids. Gene Ontology annotation, cellular component: membrane; mitochondrion; microtubule. NCBI's taxonomy places the organism in Eukaryota, Metazoa, Chordata, Actinopteri, Osteoglossiformes, Osteoglossidae. Gene Ontology annotation, biological process: endocytosis; peroxisome fission; mitochondrial fission. Gene Ontology annotation, molecular function: GTP binding; microtubule binding; GTPase activity. The transcript is spliced from 18 exons. The record is from RefSeq and is a predicted model, not a curated record.
AUACGUUAAUUUACUGAAAUUGAUCAUUGUUUCUUCUUCCUCGUCGCUAGCCUAGCGAGCUCAGCUGUGGCUAACUUGUCUUUAUUUUCGCAAUAAUAUAUUACCAGAAAAAUAACGCAUCGGUCCGCCUGUGAGACACAUGCAAAUCAAAGUCUUCUUUAUCUUUGUUUGCAUUAUGUGAAUUUUUUUCUCACUGUCUAUUUUCACAGCCAUUUCAAAAUGACAGCCGCUCAUCCCCGCCCACCCGGCCUUGGUAUUUCUAUUGGCUGUCCGUUUUCUUCCUGAGCCGAAGCUGUGUGUUCCGCUCCUUAAAAAUUUCUAAAUGCAGCAGGCAAGAGUGUGUGUCAGCGUGUCCCUUCAUCGCUCAUCAUAAAUCAAAGUCGAGAGAAAGCGAAAGGAACUUCACUGCUCCUCGGAUGGUCGUGUGUGUGUGUGUGUGUGUGUGUGUCCCGUGCGCUCGCGGUGGCGGGGGGGCGGGGCGGCGGGGCGUUGCUUCAGGCUCCAGCAAAAUUAGUGCAUUCCGGUGACGUCACCGCCUGUCAGACACACACACACACACGAUAUUAUCAGCAGUUAUCGUGGGGGGACCUUAAGGCUUACGGCUUGAAUGAAUACUGGAGGAGCACCUCCCCUUCCCUCCUUUUCACACCUGCACUAUAAAUAAAUAAAUAUGAAUGAAAAAUAAUAAGCAGCGAGAUUGGCAGUUUCAGUGUCAUUAUUUCCCCCACAUGGAUGUACGGGUGAAUGGAGUCCACGUGCUGUGGUGGAUGAUGAUGAACUUGGACUGUUUUGACAGAAUGGCAUUUCUCGAAUGGAAUGGCCGCGUUGGCAUGAUUUUUCUGGAAUUUGAACGCCGUUGAGUUGCGCAUUUGCUGCUGAAAAGGGAUGGAGACCCUCAUUCCCGUCAUCAACAGACUCCAGGAGGUAUUUGUCACUGUGGGUGCAGAGAUUGUCCAGCUGCCUCAAAUUGUGGUGGUCGGCUCACAGAGCAGUGGCAAGAGCUCUGUGUUGGAGAGCUUGGUGGGAUGUGACUUCCUGCCGCGGGGCUCGGGCAUCGUGACACGGAGACCCCUCGUGCUGCAGCUGGUCAACGUGCCCCCGCUCGAGGAAAGGAAACACACAGAGGGUGGGAACGUCACAAAACCAAAUUCCCAAAACAGCUAUCCAGGAGUCAAGGCUGAAGAAUGGGGCACAUUCCUUCACUGUAAAAAUCAGAUUUUCACAGAUUUCGGGGAGAUUCGCAGGGAGAUUGAGGAGGAGACAGAGCGUGGCUCAGGGGACAAUAAGGGGAUCAGUUCUGAGCCCAUACAUUUGAAAAUUUUCUCUCCUCAUGUCCUCAAUCUCACACUGGUUGACCUGCCAGGGAUCACUAAGGUCCCCGUGGGAGAUCAGCCAGAAGACAUUGAGACUCAGGUGCAAGAGAUGAUCCUGUCUUUCAUCUCGAACCCAAACUCCCUCAUCCUCGCAGUGUCACCUGCCAACUCAGACCUGGCCACCUCUGAUGCCCUCAAACUUGCCCGGGAGGUUGACCCAGAUGGACGCAGGACCCUGCUUGUAAUUAGCAAACUGGAUCUCAUGGACGCCGGUACCGACGCCUUGGAGGUUCUGCUGGGCCGCGUUAUUCCCGUCCGCCUGGGAAUCAUCGGCGUGGUCAACAGGAGCCAGCAUGACAUAAACACCCAGAAGAGCUUGACUGACGCCGCCCGGGACGAGCAAGCUUUCCUGCAGCGACACUACCCGUCUCUGGCCUCCCGCUGCGGCUCACGAUACCUGGCCCGUACCCUGAGCCGUCUGCUCAUGCACCACAUCCGCGACACUCUGCCUGAGCUGAAAACCCGCGUGACCGUGCUGAGUGCCCAGUACCAGGCUCGCCUCAACAGCUACGGGCAGCCGGUGGAGGACCACAGCGCCACCCUGCUGCAGAUUGUCACCAAGUUCGCCAGUGACUACUGUAACACCAUUGAGGGCACAGCCCGGCACAUCCAGACCUCGGAGCUUUGUGGUGGGGCUCGAAUUUGCUACAUCUUUCACGAGACGUUCGGUCGCACCCUGCAGUCCAUCGACCCCUUGGGAGGCUUAACCGAGUUGGACAUCCUCACCGCCAUCCGCAAUGCCACGGGUCCGCGGCCGGCACUCUUUGUGCCCGAGGUCUCCUUCGAACUGCUGGUGAAGAAGCAGAUCAAGCGGCUGGAGGAGCCAAGCUUGCGCUGCGUGGAGCUGGUACACGAGGAGAUGCAGAGGAUCAUCCAGCACUGCAGCAACUUCAGCACGCAGGAGCUGCUGCGUUUCCCCAAGCUGCACGACUCCAUCGUGGAGGUGGUGACCAGCCUGCUGAGGAAGCGCCUGCCCGUCACCAACCAAAUGGUCCAAAACUUGGUAGCGAUUGAGCUGGCUUAUAUCAAUACCAAACACCCCGACUUCACGGACGCAGGCCAGGUCUCGGCAUCCGUCAACAGUCAGCAGUUGUGUUGCCUCCACCAGGCUGAGGCGCUGCAGGAUGGGGGGAAGCGCUGGAAGAAUGACAAACUAACUGAGGAGAAGGAGGCAGGAGACAAGAGCAAGGGCCCCUUGUCAACCUUCAGCAGCCCCGCCAAGGGCCACGCUAUCAACCUCCUGGACACAGCGGUGCCGGUGUCCCGCAAGCUGAGCUCUCGGGAGCAGCGGGACUGCGAGGUCAUCCAACGCCUCAUCAAGUGCUACUUCCUGAUCGUCCGGAAGAACAUCCAGGACAGCGUACCCAAGGCUGUGAUGCACUUCCUGGUGAACUUUGUGAAAGAGCGGCUGCAGAGCGAGCUGGUCGGACAGCUCUACAAACAGCCUCUGCUGCAGGAGCUGCUCAUUGAGUCCCAGGACAUGGCACAGCAGAGGGCCGAAGUUGCACAGAUGCUGGAGGCCCUACAGAAAGCCAACCAAAUCAUCUCUGAGAUCAGAGAAACACACCUGUGGUAACCUUAGGCCUGCUCCACUGGACGGCACACUUCCCGCAGCGCCAUGCUGCAGGCCAGGAUGGUGGAUGGUGUGUGACUGUGUGUGUCUAUCCAUGUGUUCGUAUGGAGCGGUCAACCUCUCGCUGACUGCACUGACCCUCGUACUAGUCUCCCAAUGCGUCCAUUGUCCUUCUAGGAAGAAGCUUUGGGACUGUUUGUUCUUUUCAUUGUAUGGAAUGAUCCGGAUGGCCUUGUGCUUUAUUGUGUGAUAAUGUACUGGGCAUUUGAUACCAUGGUAAUAAUAAUUAUACUUUAGGGCGUGACAGAAUGAUGACAGAAAGCGAAGACAUACAUCAACAAAGGUUUUACAUUUUUCAAUACAAAUUUUACCAUUGUAUUUUGACUAAAUUUAACUUGAACUUUUUGCCUCUGUUUAGAUAGGGAGGAAUAAUUAAAGCAUAAUAGCCACUCGAAGGGGAAAUAUUCUACAGAAUGCCGGACUACUGGCAUGAAUAGCAUUUUUCACCGUUACAUUGUAUAUAACAUCUAGAUACCAACCUUUUGAUUUUUCAGUGAAGUUCUAGAAAAUGCAUUAAUUUGAACAUUACUGAUAGUCAACAAAAAAUACAGUUCAGAAUCUUUUUAGGUAUUGAUUGAAAUGCAAAACCACCAGCACAUAUGCCUUAGCACCUAUAUGUGGUUUAAAUGAAUGGCUCUCAAGCCUGGUCUUGGGACCUGUGCUGUAGACUGGUUUGUGCUCCAGCUGAGCUCCUCUCCUAAUCAAACUGUCAGUUUCAAUGAUGCAAUGGUAAAUUAAUGCAGAACAUAUGCAUGCUUUAUAUGCACAGCGAUCGGAAAGGUUUUCAGCCUUACUCUUGUUCAAGAGUUGGUGAAGUGGCCUGGACAUAGUUCCACUGCACUGUACGCUUGUUGUUGAUUUUGGGUAAAGUUCUUUUACAAGGAGAAAUUGCAUAUUUACACGUAACAUUUCAUAGGCUAUCUUAAUGUUCGAAUGCAGAAUUUAUAGUGAUGAGGCCUGUGGAACAAAGAGUCUAUUUAUAAGUGUACUGUAAAUAUAUGUAGAGAGGUGAUAAUGGUUUGCACUUAGGGGUUUAUUAAAAUGUUUUUAUUCCCCUAAUAUCAAAGUUAGAAAACUGAAAGUGUUUAGAUUUGAGUCGGUAGUUGUGUAAAAUGGUCUUUGGAAGUUAGCCUUUAGAACUCGAUGCUGGUCUCUCAGGGAUUGAUGGGAAGCCUGACUGGUUAAGGUCACCUUCCACCUUGGACUUGGAACCUUUGUUCUGCUGUUCUGCUAGACUGAAGAUGGGAGAGUCCAUUAGCUUAAUGUGUCAGACUCCACCUGCAUUCAUCAGCAUCCUAUAUAUUAGUGUUGAUCUUUGGAAGUGUUCGUUUUGUCUGAACAUUACACCUUCAUUGGGUUAGUGGAUCUGUGACUGUUGUAACUGCACUGUAAAUUUAAUAAGGAGCUGUGAAAUUGGUGGGUAUUGGAUGCAUUAACACUUGAGUCCACCACUCUUCCUCCGGUACAUUUCCAUGUUCCACCUUUGUUAAAUCUAAUUUCUGCAAUUCUUCUUGAAGCCAAAAGUCAUGAAGAAGGUUAAUUUGUGUGCGGAUUAUGUUAUAGAAAGGGAUUGCUUAGAAUAGGAGCUACACUUCAGUUCUCAAGCAAAUGCCACCAUGCACUGAAGGUUCAGCUUUCAGAAUUGCUCAGAAAGGCCUUUGUUAGAGCAAGAAUGGAUGGGACACAGCCUGCCUUUGUGCACGCGCGCGCGCGUGUUUGUGUGUGUGUGUGAGUGUGUGUGUCUGAGCGUGCAUGUAUAUUUUGUAUGUCAUUUUAGGAUGUAAAUUAUUAUACUGCCUGAAAGUACUUACCUGCCAGUCUUGUGUUACACUACUUGGUGUAAUGAUGUCCAUUCCAUUGUGUUGAUGAAUGAGGAGUGAGUUAUUAAAGGCUUUU